This is a messenger RNA of Peromyscus leucopus (white-footed mouse), 2342 nucleotides long. It is a transcript of the gene Naa60, whose product is annotated as N-alpha-acetyltransferase 60, NatF catalytic subunit. Gene Ontology annotation, cellular component: Golgi membrane. Gene Ontology annotation, molecular function: protein-N-terminal amino-acid acetyltransferase activity; histone acetyltransferase activity. The transcript has 7 exons. Lineage: Eukaryota; Metazoa; Chordata; Mammalia; Rodentia; Cricetidae. The record is from RefSeq and is a predicted model, not a curated record. Bases 138 to 866 code for a protein of 242 amino acids. Gene Ontology annotation, biological process: N-terminal peptidyl-methionine acetylation.
UCCCGGCUGCGGCCCCUGCCGGUUACAUAACCCGUCGCGGGGGGCCCCGCAGUUCCACGUCCGGCUUCCCGGCUCCCCCAGGAUGCGCUGAGCCCCGCGACGCCGUACGCUGCCGCCGGCUCCCGUCCGAGGUGUGAAUGACAGAGGUGGUGCCUUCCAGCGCCCUCAGCGAGGUCAGCCUGCGCCUCCUCUGCCACGAUGACAUAGACACCGUGAAGCACCUGUGUGCCGACUGGUUCCCCAUUGAGUACCCAGACUCAUGGUAUCGUGACAUCACAUCCAACAAGAAGUUCUUCUCUCUUGCUGCAACCUACAGAGGUGCCAUCGUGGGGAUGAUAGUAGCUGAAAUAAAGAAUAGGACCAAAAUACAUAAAGAGGAUGGAGAUAUUCUAGCCUCCAGCUUUUCUGUGGAUACACAAGUUGCAUACAUUCUAAGCCUGGGAGUGGUGAAAGAAUUCAGAAAACACGGCAUAGGUUCCCUUUUACUAGAAAGUUUAAAGGAUCAUAUUUCAACCACUGCCCAGGACCACUGCAAAGCCAUCUACCUACAUGUCCUCACCACCAACAAUACAGCAAUAAACUUCUAUGAAAACAGAGACUUUAAGCAGCAUCACUAUCUGCCGUAUUAUUACUCCAUCCGAGGGGUCCUCAAAGAUGGCUUCACCUACGUCCUCUACAUCAAUGGCGGCCACCCUCCCUGGACCAUCUUAGACUACAUCCAGCACCUGGGCUCAGCGCUAGCCAAUCUGAGUCCCUGCUCCAUCCCACACAGGCUCUACCGCCAGGCCCACAGCCUGCUCUGCAGCUUUCUGCCAUGGUCCGGCAUCUCCACCAAAGGUGGCAUCCAAUACAGCCGGACCAUGUGAUGCCAUUGGGGCGACCUCCCCCAGGCCUCUGUCCUCAGCACUUUGUGGAGCCUGUUUUCCUGUCUGUCUGACUUCUGCUGUCCUUUGCAAGGAGCUGGUGGCCACCUGCCGGCCCGUCGGCCUGCCCCAGUUGCAGGCCCGGUGCUAUGCUGGCUCAGGAGAAGAGUGUGUGCUGGUCUUCAACAGGCUCUCUUCCUGCUUCUGGAAACUUCUCCCUCCACCUGGAGCCCUUGUCCUGCCUCCAUGCACUGGCACCAUCCCAAUGGCCUGGCAGGUGUUGGCUACAUUCACUGGAAAAGGUCUUGCCAGGCCUCUCCUGCCUCCUGCUCCUUCAUCUUUCCCUACAGAACGGACUGAACUUUGCUGUGAAAAGAAGAUGGACAUCUUUGACGCUGAAGACACAGGAACCUUAGAAUAAAGAGGCACAGCAAAGAGAAUGCCAGGUUUUUUUUUUAUAGGAAUGCCCUAAAGAGGCUUAGACAGUGGAAGCAGUUUUUCAUGAAAGGCUGGAGACUGGGGAGGAAGAGUGGGGCUUGCCCUUCACAAGAACGUAAAGCUUCGGAAUCAGCCCUCACCAUAGUCAGUUAGAUGGACGGUUCCUUGUUCCUCAGGCCGCCUACUCCCUGCUUCCUGUUGUCCAGAGGAUCAUCCUGCCUGUCGAAUCUGGGCAAGUUCCAUAUAGCUGACCUGCACUUGGAGCUGAGCCAAGAACUGGGAGCUGUUGGCUUCUGGGUUCCUCCCUUGCUCAUCCUUCUAGAAGCUGAAGCUUCAAGGACUGGCCAAUGCAGACAGAAGGCUGAGCUCUGCAUUGGGCAUCUCUGCUACUGUGGACUCAUGAGACUUGGCCUUGGGAGCAGAGGGCAGUUGGUGCCUGUGGACCUUCAGCCCCGAGGCAGAGGCUCUUGUCAGCGCCGUGAAUUGUACCUGCAGUGUCCCUUCCUUGUGCCCCCAGAGGCCUGCCCAGUAUUGCUGCAGUAUCACAGGUGCCCAUGCAGGGCGCCCUCACAGCCUCUCACUGUGCCAGACUGAUUAGGAACAGCUCUAUUGACAGGCUUCCCUCCCUCAGCAUCUCCUGGAUUAGGGCUCUCAGGCCCUAGAGCCAGCCCAAGGCUGCUUGGCCUCAGGGAGGGAAGGGCCCUCACAAAGCAGGAAGGCCAAGGCAGGAAAAGCAUUCCCCUUCCUCAGCAGAGCCGGCCCCAGGUGGCUGGUGUCCUGACUGGUUUCGGUUGUGUGCUGAGGCCCAGCCCCAUGUUCCCUUCCUUUUCAGUCAGUGGUGAUCAUGUGAUUUUAAUUUCUGCCCUGUGUGGUCAAGGAAGAGUCUUCCAGAAGGUUCUGACUUGGAUAGUCUUAAAUCCAAUUCAAAGUCCUCGACCUGUCUUUCUUCCCUCCUGUCCCCAAUUACUGCAGUGUCCAGCCCAGGGCUGAACGAAUCGUAGUGUGUAGUCUCAUUACAAACAAAUAAACAAUUUCACUAGU